AUGACGGCUUCAGCACCUCACUCGCCCGCCCAUCGAGAUGGCAAUUCUUAUUUCGACACUUCACCCGAUCGGCCGUCACCAUCUAAACUACUCCGCAUUCAUCAGUUAAACAUGGACAGGGCGUCAUCACUACCGCCCCGAAGGCUUUCUUCCCCCGCAAACAGAGUUCCGCAAAUCCGGCCCCGCUUGAAUCAGUAUUAUACACUGGAUCAUGCUGUCUCACUCUUCAAAUCCUCGAAGAAUAUCAUUGUGUUGACGGGUGCCGGUAUUUCGACGUCACUGGGGGUACCUGAUUUUCGUUCUGCGAAUGGCGUUUACAAUCUCCUCGUCGAUUCGGUAUACAACGAUCCACAGGAACUGUUCCACAUUGAUAAUUUCAAAGCCGACCCAGAAGAGUUUUUCAAACAAGCUGCAAAGGUGUUUCCUAAGAUGCAAGGACUUGUGCCCGCUGAUAGGGCCGUCGACCCAACCAAAUCAGUCCACGAUGUUUCUGUUCCCUUGGUUCCAAAGUACAGUUUGACGCACGCCUUCAUCUCUAUGCUGCAAUCAAAAGGGAAGCUUUUGACCAACUAUACCCAAAACAUCGACGGACUAGAGCUAGCUGCUGGUGUUUCCUCCUCGAAGUUGAUCCAAUGCCAUGGCACAUUGGCAACCGCCACCUGCAUGAGCUGUGGGAGACGGACGACAGCCAGGAAAUACAUGCCUGUAGUGCGGGCGGGAGGAGUACCCUAUUGCAAAUGCACCCUGCUCGAUGGGGGUCCAAAACCCAGAAGUAACGUCAAGCACCGCGGGCGCAGCGGCAAGAAGAAACGCAAGCGCGAUGAAUUUGAAGACACAGACUCUGAAGAAUCAGCAGCCAAAACGGAUUUCCCCAAGGGUCUGCUGAAACCGGACAUGACUUUCUUUGGCGAGGACAUAGCGGAUGCCUAUGCUCCGCGACUGAAAAUUGACAAAAGCAAAGUCGAUCUGCUCGUUAUCGUUGGCACGUCUCUCAAAGUCGAGCCGGUGAAUGAGAUGCUGCUUAACAUCCCUCCAACAGUCCCGCAGAUAUGGAUAAGUAAGGACCGCUGCCAACGUGAAGGGGUCAAGGUUGACAUCGAACUUUUGGGGGAGUGUGAUCUAGUCCUAGAAGAAAUUGCUCGGCGGGCGGGCUGGGAAGACGCGUUGAAAGAGAGACUUUGGACUAGUGAUAGUUCCUUUAACACGAAGGAUCUAUCCGCGAAGAACCCGAGUUCCGACAAAGAGCAAGGUAGACAGAGGCAGAGAAAUGGCAAUGCGUCGCCAGUGAAAGCCGAAGGAUCGCUCCAGAUACGCCCGAAAGCGAACGAAGGCACUGACCCUAAGGCCCAAUCCUUCGGGGAAAUCAUUAUCAAAGUGAAUGAUGAAGAGAUCACCGAAUCCGCUGAGACAGAUGUUGAGCAGAAUAAAAUUCAAAGAUCAAGUGAAAAUGAGAACGGGAACGUCGAUGUGAACGAAAACAAAUCAAAAUACCCCAAUGGCGCCGCGGACGAGCACAGGAACCGGGGAGACAAGCAGAAAACAGGGUCUCGUCCACCUUCAAAAGUCAUUGUCGAGCUCGAAGAAGGCACAAGGUCGAGAUGGUAUAUCAGACGGGCAAAGUGA
Cladophialophora psammophila CBS 110553 is the source of this 1623-nucleotide messenger RNA. RefSeq lists its product as uncharacterized. The transcript has a single exon. Bases 1 to 1623 code for a protein of 540 amino acids. NCBI's taxonomy places the organism in Eukaryota, Fungi, Ascomycota, Eurotiomycetes, Chaetothyriales, Herpotrichiellaceae. Gene Ontology annotation, molecular function: NAD+ binding. The record is from RefSeq and is a predicted model, not a curated record.